AUGUCGAUCCAUUCUCAGUUCAACAGCUCAUUAAGAACAGCUCGUAGAAAAGGUUUUGAAAAUGCUAGAGUAUCUUUAAUUGAAGAUGCUAACAUGAAAGCAUUUGAAAAUGAAAUUUUCGAUGGUUAUGAAUAUAAUGCAGUUUAUAAUAAUGAUGGUUCGUUAGAAUUUAGCAAUGAGAUUAGUUCAGAUAAGUCAUCUGAUAAGGGCGAUGAUUAUGAAUGUAAUGCAAGUUGUAAUAAUGAUAUUUCAUUUGAGUUUGACGAUGUAAAUAGUUUAGAUGAAUAUAAUCUGACUAGAAAUGCUAUGGAAGCUCUUUUAAAGUUAUUAAACAUACAUUAUAAUAAAAGUUUACCACUAUCUGUUAUUACACUAAAAGCUAAGUCAGGAACCUACAACCAUUCUAAAAAUUGGGUUAAAAGAAUUGAAGGAAAAAGUUCAAUGUCAUAUAUUGGUGUGAAAGACAAUUUAUUGUAUUGUAUGGACCAUCGUAAUUUAGAGUUAAAUUUAAAAAAUAAAGACGGCAACAGUGGCAUAGUAAAGUUACGGCUAUUUUUUAAUCUAGAUGGUUUGCCUUUUUUUAAAUCUUCUAAAAUUACUUUUUGGCCAAUUCUAAUGUCAUUUAGUGAUUACAAUCAUAUUGGUGUACUUCCUGUUGCUUUGCACUGCGGUGUUGAAAAGCCAAAUUUGAACGUUUAUCUUAAACAGCUGGUUGAUGAGUUGCAAACUUUGAGUGUUCCUUUUGAUUUGAAAGGAAUACAAACGGUUAUUUCUGAUGUUGACUUUAUUUGCGAUACACCUGCACGUUCAUUUGCUCUUAAUAUUUUCAAUCACAAUGCAUACUACGGAUGUGGGUACUGUAAUAUCAAAGAUGAAUUAUAUUGUUUAUCUGUACUGUGACAGUGAAGUUCUAGAAUUAAAAAAUUGUGACAUAAUAAUGCCAGAGAAGCUAAAAAAUUGGUCAAUGGAUGAUUGGAGAUCUCGUGGUCAAACAUUAACGGAGGACGAUCUUCAAAUAAAGGCAAUACAUAAGGAUUGUGUAAAUGCGGCAUGCAUAUUACAGAUAAGUAUUUUAUACACCUGUUGGAAUUGAAAAAUAAGGAGUGUUUCAGUAGUAACAUUUUUUAAAAGUAAAUUAAUCUACA
This is a messenger RNA of Hydra vulgaris (swiftwater hydra), 1145 nucleotides long. NCBI's taxonomy places the organism in Eukaryota, Metazoa, Cnidaria, Hydrozoa, Anthoathecata, Hydridae. The record is from RefSeq and is a predicted model, not a curated record.